Messenger RNA from Caenorhabditis angaria, 1431 nucleotides. The record is from the annotation of a GenBank genome assembly. NCBI's taxonomy places the organism in Eukaryota, Metazoa, Nematoda, Chromadorea, Rhabditida, Rhabditidae.
AUGUGUGAGUUUUGCGAAUUUUCGAAUGUUGAUUUGCGAUGGAAGGCGUUUUUGUCAGCAAAAGGUAGUAGAAAAUUGGAUUUCUCAACUAUUGGAAUGUAUUGUGAAGACGACUUGAUGCAACUCGUUUUAAAGGUAACUUGAUGAUUUGGCAAUGAUAAGAAAUUCAAAUUUAUUUACAGGAUAUAAUUUCGGUAGCUGCUCCACUCUCCGAAUUUGAACAAGAUGGAGAAUUGUUUUUCCUUUGAAAAAUUCUUCUCACAAUCGGCGAAACUUUUGGACAUUUCAAGUUUCUUGUCAAUCGUCGUUGUUUUGCAAUUGUCAAAAAAGCCUCAAGAAAUAAUCGAAGAAACCUAUGAAAAAGUUGAAAAAGUUGGUGGAGAUCAAAACUGUAUUCCAAUAUUCAAAAAUUACAAAAAACCGGCUGGAGGAGAUAGCGCUUUUUCCAAUGCAGCUUUUGAUACUAAAGAUAAGGUAAGUACAAAAACACGAGGAAAUUUAUUAAUAAAUCAUUUUACAGAUUGCUCAAUCCCGCAUUUCAGUGACAGCAAAAUCCGAUAAAUUCGUACAAAAAUCGAUUUGAUUGUUCAGCAAUUCUUCAGGUUUGUUAAUUUUUUAACGUGAAACAUGACGUGGCAAAUUUGAUCUCAUUUUCUGAUUUAGAAAUAACAAUCCUAAUUUUCAGCAUUCGUCUCAUUCUCAGCGAGUUUUCUGACGCGAUUUCGAAUAUUUUCAAGAUUUUUUGGAUUUCCAACAUUUUGGCGAACACUUGCAUUUGGUUUGAUUUUGUCCCGGAAAGGUCGGUUUUGUUUUUGCAAAAAAAAAUUUAAAUUCUCUCACAAAAUCAUUUUUGAAUGAUGAGAUUUGAAAUUUUUAAAAAUAUUAAAUUGGGGAGAAUUUGAUAAGAAUCAAACACAUUUUCCACACCCAAAUAUUGCGCUGAAAGUCAUAGAAACAUGGUUUUCCAGAUGUUUUCAGCAUUUUCAUCAUGAUUUUCAGCACAAAAUUUGGGGUACUUAAAAGUUUUUAAGAUAAAAAAUUUUCGAAACCCAAAUUCUGUGCUAAAAUUCAUAAGUUCCUGAUUUUCAGCACAAAAUUUAGGUCUGGAUUUUUUUUUGAAUUCACAAGAUCCAAAAAUCGAACAGUUUUAAAUUAAAAUAAAUAUGAAAAUCGAGUUCGGUUGAUCUUGAGAUAUAAAAAUCAGGUAAGUUAUUUUCUCUUCAAAAAUUUGAUUUUAUUUAUUUGUUCUGUCCUUUUUUGUUUCAUAAAAUAAUAAAUGUUUUUUUUUUCUCAAUUUCCAAUGUGUUAUGUAUUUUUUGUUUGAUUUUAAAAGAGUUGAAUUCUCUUAGAAUUCUUCAAGUCGAAUGGAUUUCGAAAGGACGUGUAAAAGGUGAGAUUUUUGGGGAAUAUAAGGAUUCAAAUAUUAGUUGA